This is a messenger RNA of Phycomyces blakesleeanus NRRL 1555(-), 2361 nucleotides long. RefSeq lists its product as hypothetical. Lineage: Eukaryota; Fungi; Mucoromycota; Mucoromycetes; Mucorales; Phycomycetaceae. Bases 1 to 2361 code for a protein of 786 amino acids. The transcript is spliced from 4 exons. Gene Ontology annotation, biological process: transmembrane transport. The record is from RefSeq and is a predicted model, not a curated record.
AUGACAGUCCAUGGCUUGAGUCUGUCUCAACAGGCCACCAGACUAGUUCUUUUGAUCUUUCUGAUAUUCACAGCUCUCUCUAGAGGAGAAACGUUGGCCCACACUUACGUAGACUCGUCAAACUUCACUACCUGUCCGACUGAAAACAGCUUUACGAUUUCAGCAGUAAAACGAAUCUACAACCCACGCUUAAAUACAUACACUCUCAAUAUCACCGGUGCACCCCUCAUUGCUGUCGAAACCAUUAACCAAGCUGGCGAAUUCAUUCCGGCUGCUCGACUCGAGAUUAUGAUGGGCUUUGCUACUACCGUAAACACGGUCUAUUCGUUUUGUCCAGAUGUUGUCAGUGGUUGUCCCUUGUCUGCAGGGACCAGCAUAAAUAUCAGCAAGUCUGUCAAUAUACCUGCUUCCAGUCUUCCACUGGCAGAUAUCUCUGCACGCUAUUCAGCAUGGACUGCUGAUAAAGUACCGCUUGUGUGUGCAACAAUUGGAUCAGUUGGGUACCAGAACCCUACGUGGCGAGCGAUAUUCAUCUAUUUACCAGCAGGAUUUACGGCAUUCUCUGCACUUGUGUCGUUCGUGGCUUCGUUUGUGACACUUGGUGAAGCCGAUCGAGACAUUCUCCUCUUUACAUCCAAUUAUGCCAUGCUCCCUGCAGCUGUUAGAUUCAAGACCCCCGGUUUCUUUGAUCUCGUUUUUUAUGCACAGUUUAUCGUUACCACAGGCAUGCUCAAUCUUUCAUAUCCGAUGUUUUACCCUCUCUUUACAGCAAACUUCUCUUGGAGUUUCUUAUUAUUCUCAUCAGACUGGAUCAACAAUUUGAUGACCCAAGUAUUUCCAUCGACCUCAAACGACACCGAGAGAGCGAUCAAUAGCUCUGGAUUCGCGUUUAAUAAGCGACAACUCUCCCAGCCACUAUCACCAGAACCAUCUGUCAUCAUUCGACCCCAGAUCAACAAUACUGGAACAGGCAUGGUAAAUUUUGCAACAGCUGUAGAUCUGGACAUCAACAAGCUCUUCUUGACUUCUUUACUUUAUUUCCUCAUCAUACUUGGCGGUUGUCUAUGUAUAUGUUUCUUGAUCUGGGCUGUCUCUACUUGUUUUAUCUCACAAAACCGACCUAAUCUCUACAAAAACCAUUCUGAGAAAAUUAGAAACUUUACUAUAGGAAUCUCCUUGCGUAUUUUGACCCUAUUUUAUCUUCCGUUAAUUACGACUGCAUUCUAUCAGCUAAUGUUGGAUGCUCCUUGGUACCUCCUGUUGACAGCAUCAAUCGUACUUGUGUUCCCUCUCUGUCUUUUAUACGGCUACAUUGGAUUUGCUCUGCUCCACAUCAAACCAACAUCUGUCGUUUUCUCCGACAUCACUCUGCUUCUUCGAUACGGCUCCCUCUACAACACAUUUACAGAUGACCACGUGCAUUUUUUUGUUCUCUUGAUUGUCUAUAAGCUCUUUGUUGGCGCCAUGGUAGGUAUCUUCCAGACGAGCGGGAUUGCACAGCUUGUGGUAAUCAUCCUGGCUGAGACUGUUCUUCUUUGUACGCUUGUGGUGAAUUAUCCUUAUGCAGACCGUAGAAUCAAUAUCCAGUACGCCAUUCUUUCGAUCUUUCGUAUCACCAUAACUUUUCUGAACAUCGCAUACAUCGAGUCACUUCAUGUGCUGAAUGUCACCAAACAAUACAUAGCAUAUAUCCAGUUGGUUCUGCACUGCAUUGUAUAUCUCAUGAUGUUUGUCUUACCCGUCAAAAAUAUGGUUAUCCUGGCUAUCGGAUUGGCUGACGAAGAGCUUUAUGACAAUACUGUCCCCCCAGCUCGAAUGGCUAUCUGGCGUCGACGGUGGAAGCCAUCGUCUAUGGAAGAGGCUGGACCGAGUACAGAGAGGCUGUGUCGAGAGGUCUCGUUACCACUUGCGGAACCAUCAAGUCGACCUUGGGGUACAGUUGAGGCUAAUGACCACCAACGCGGGACUUCUAUUAAUCCGGACAGACUUCCUACGUCUUCUUCUUCAUCAGCAUCUCCUCCUCCUCUUCCAACCCAUACCAUCUUCUCUUCAGAGUAUCGUAGUAUACCGACGGAAGAUACGGUAACGCAUACAAACGACAAACCUCAUGCAACAAGAAGCUCUCCGAUUGGAGGAAGCAAAAGACAUUCAUCCAAUGUGCUGCUCUCGUACGACGAUCCAGCCAUAGACCAGCCAUUAGUACAAGCAGAUGCUUUCCUCACGGUUGACAAUAGUCCACCUUCAGAAAAAGGCUCUGCGUUUCGAAAUAGCCCAUCACACCGUCAAUACAAGCCUCAGUUAUCGCCAACGGGGUCUAAUGAGGCACCUAAUAUGCCUCCUUAUAACGAGAACAAUUCUUAA